AUAAUCAAACAAGUGUUUGAAUAAGGGAUAUUCUGCAGAAACCAAAAAUGAAGUUGUUAGCAGUGGUACUUGUAAGCUGUUUCAUCAUUUACGUGGAAUGUGUUAUACCAAAAGAAUUAUUGAGUGAUACGAUAAAAAGAAAGGAGGCCGAAUGGCAUGAUAAAUGUAAGCGGUAUACAGGGGUGGCUGAAAAUGUAAUCGACGAUAUGAAAGAUGGAAACUUUCCUAAUGACGAAUCGGCCAAGAGAUACAUUUCUUGCAUUUGGACACUAAACGGACCGUUCGAUAGAGACUAUAGAAUGGAUUCACUCAAGAUGCUGGAUUUUUUACACGACAAUCAUUUGGAAGAUGGAACUGAAUAUGUUAGAUGUAAUCAGGAAGCUAUAAAUUCAGGUGCUAAAAGCUUCGAGCUAUUCUGGAACAUGCAACAAUGCAUUCAAAAGAGUGUGGACUCGUCGAAAUAUUUACUCUUCUAAGAUGCAAGUUCUGAGUAUAAUUCAUAUGAAAUAAACGAAAUAAAUUGAAUAUGCAGUA
Diorhabda sublineata is the source of this 534-nucleotide messenger RNA. RefSeq lists its product as uncharacterized. The coding region runs from base 48 to 476 and encodes 142 amino acids. Gene Ontology annotation, molecular function: odorant binding. NCBI's taxonomy places the organism in Eukaryota, Metazoa, Arthropoda, Insecta, Coleoptera, Chrysomelidae. The transcript has 7 exons. The record is from RefSeq and is a predicted model, not a curated record.